This is a messenger RNA of Glycine soja, 2330 nucleotides long. RefSeq names its product probable receptor-like serine/threonine-protein kinase At4g34500. Gene Ontology annotation, molecular function: protein kinase activity; ATP binding. The record is from RefSeq and is a predicted model, not a curated record. NCBI's taxonomy places the organism in Eukaryota, Viridiplantae, Streptophyta, Magnoliopsida, Fabales, Fabaceae. Gene Ontology annotation, biological process: protein phosphorylation. The transcript is spliced from 11 exons. Bases 395 to 2200 code for a protein of 601 amino acids.
GGUCGUUUGCCGGGAAAAUGGUCUUUUCUUAGAAUAUCCUAAGAAUAUUAUCUUGAUACCUUCGACCGUUUUUCCCUCAUCCAAUGAAAUCAAGAAAAAGAAGAAAUAAUAGUACUGUCAUGCUGUAGCAUCAGACACAAAUUUUGAUAGCGUAUCAUGAACCUUCUGUCUUGAAAUCAUUGGACAUUCAGUCCCAAUCCUGAAUUAUCAAAUUAUGUUACUCUUACGUUAUUAUGUACUUUUGUGCAACCCAUGCUCUCUCAAAUUCAAUUCACCAUACUUAAACGGCACGUACAUUUCAAGGUGUGGAAGAUAUUGGAAGCAAAUUGAAAGGGUUUUUUUUUCAUGAAUAUGAUUCGAAAUUGAAAUACCCUCUUGUGGGUUUGGCUUAGUUAUGAGCAUGGGAAUUCCUCUCCCGUCUUACGUUGUAGUUGCAUGUGAUGCCACGAGAGCUCGCAAUGAGCAUGAGGUCAAGCUUGUGGUUGAUCAUCUUAGAAGCAGGGGUGACAUUCUCUCUGAAAGUGAUAGCUUGCUAGUGUUCUGUGCCUUGCACAAGGUUGCUCACCCUAUGGGGUACCAGACAUUAGCAUGCCCGGAGUCCUUCGCUGGCACCAAUAUUCGUGCAAUGGAGGAGGAAGUUAACAGAAAAGCUGCAGCAUAUAAAAGUGUGCUUCUGCCGACUUAUGAAGAACGUGAAAAUAAAGGGGUAAAAAUGGAGGUUAAAGUCACUGCAGGUUUUCCAAUUAGACAGGUUAUUUUACAACAGGUUACAAACUAUAAUGCAUCUUGGGUUAUCCUUGAUAGGCAUCUUCGGCAGGACAUGAGAUUCUACAGGAACAAGAUAUCAUGUAAAAUUGCACUGGUUAAAGAUGACUUGUCGGUGGAUAUUUGGAGAUCACAUCAUAUACAUGAAACAGAUGUAACAGAACAAAAGCUUAUCUAUUCUUUGUCCAAGUGUGUUUCACUAUCAGAUUCUCAUAGUAUUGGAGAUGAGGAGCAAUCUGUUAUCUUUUGCAAAAGCUAUCCUCUUUCCAUUGCUUCUGACACCUCUAAUAUGUCUAAGAGCAGUAUGAAACAUUCAAAUGCUAACAAGUUAGGGGAGCAUAUUUCUUCAAUAGAUUUUGGAUCUUCUUCAGGCAGAAGCAUUCAAGUAGAAUAUAAGCAUCCCAUUAAUUCUCAAAUUUUGCAAAAGCAAAACAGAUAUGACUUCUUACCAAAUUCUUCAGAGACUCCAAUUCUUUGUGCUGGUUGCGGGACACAAACUGCAUUAUACACCAAUGAGUUAAAGAGGUUCAGCUAUUCUGAGAUACAACUUGCAACAAAUGAUUUUUCAAAGGAUAACUUAUUAGGUGAAGGUGGAUAUGGUCACGUUUACAAGGGCAUGCUUAAAGAUGGACAACAAAUUGCUGCUAAAGUAAGGAAAGAAGAAAGUAGACAAGGGUUUUCUGAAUUCACUUCUGAGGUUUACGUCUUGAAUUUCGCUCGGCACAAGAAUAUAGUAAUGCUUUUGGGUUACUGUUUCAAAGAUAGGCUAAACAUUUUGGUAUAUGAGUAUAUUUGCAACAAGUCUCUUGAUUGGCAUUUAGUUGAUAAUAAAAAUGCGGCUGUUCUUGAGUGGCAUCAAAGAUAUGUCAUUGCCAUUGGAACUGCAAAAGGAUUGCGUUUUCUACAUGAGGAAUGUCGUGGAGGUCCUAUCAUUCAUCGUGACAUGAGACCAAGCAAUAUACUCCUCACUCAUGAUUUUGUUCCCAUGCUAGGUGAUUUUGGCCUUGCCAAAUGGAAGACUAGUGAUAAUACUCUACACACAAGGAUAAUGGGCACAUUAGGAUACCUCGCCCCUGAGUAUGCUGAAGAUGGUAUUGUUUCUGUGGGAGUGGAUGUGUAUGCUUUUGGCAUUAUUUUGUUACAAUUAAUAACUGGACGCAAGCCAACUUCUAGUCCAGAGCAACAUCUUUCCCUUCGACAAUGGGCUGAGCUCAAGAUUGAGAAGUUGGCAUUUGAUGAACUUAUAGAUUCUCGUCUAGGGGAUUCUUAUAACUCAAAUGAGUUAUACACCAUGGCCAAGGUAGCAUACUACUGUGUGCAAAGAGAUCAUCAGAAGCGCCCCUCUAUUGGAGAGGUUGUUCGCCUUCUUGAGGGACAAAAUGACCUCUUUUGUUCCAUUAACGCAGACCAAUUCGUAUCAAAAUAUAAUAUGUGAAGAAGAGGAUUUUCGCUCCAAAUUCUCGCAAUUUUGGUAGUUUGCCUAUUGUUAUUUUCACGUGGUACCUUGCAAAUAUAUUGUAAAACUACUUUGACCCGGAAGUAAUAGUUUAUAUUAUGCACUAAAA